Messenger RNA from Cricetulus griseus (Chinese hamster), 1930 nucleotides. NCBI's taxonomy places the organism in Eukaryota, Metazoa, Chordata, Mammalia, Rodentia, Cricetidae. The record is from RefSeq and is a predicted model, not a curated record.
CCGGGCUGCUGGGGCCCUAGGCUUCCGGGUGGAGAACGUCUGAAUGCUUUCAUCCGCAGUGGCCACUGAUCUUGGGACCAGAGGGAUGUUCCUACGCCCGGCUAAGCCAGGUAGAGAAGGGGCAAGCGCCCAGGCCCGAUGGGCACCCUGCUUGGGUAAAACCUAGCCCGAGCACUUCCUGUGAGUAUCCUGCAGCCCAAGGCCAGUGACAUUGCUGUGAAAAGCCGUGACCCAGGCCCAAGAUGGCAGAGACUAAGGACCCCAUCCAACUUAGGCUGCUCAGCCUGGAGCUGCUGAAACAGCUGUGGGCUGGGCAUGAUGCCAUGUGCCGGUCAGUGGCCAGAGCCGUGUCAGAGCCAAAACAGGACUGUAGCAACAGCAGCAACUUAGAGAUUUCACUGUCCCAAGAGAGUUCUUGCACCUCCUCAGUGGCCCCAAGCUCACAGGACAAAAGACACGUGUGGAACUCACUGGACAAUCAUCGAGGAAACACAGCUGAUACAUCUUGGUAUGACAAGGAGAACUCCAGGGUGAACUCUAUCCCACCUGCCACGUGCCAACACCCAGAGCCCCAGAAUGGACUGUGGCCCCCCUCAGUACCCUUGCUAGCCCCUGAAGCUGUGAAGGGGCCACCGAAAGGUAUGGGACCGCAAAAGACACAGGUCCCAAAGUCUGUCCUGUCAAGACCAAGCAAGCCAUCUAAGCCCAAAGUGACCUUCUCCCAAGAGUCUGUAAUGCCUGAGAGCAGCCGGCGUUUCCUGCCAUACCUGGGCUAUGAUUGGAUUGCAGGGUCCCUGGACAGUAACUCUCCAGUCACCAGUAAACCGGAUGCCUUCUUCUCUGAGCUUCAGAGGUUUCGAGAAACCAACAAAGAGGACUGCAUUUGCGACUCCCCUGAAGCUGUGUUCCCAGGCCUGCAGGAGAGCAGCUGUGUGGAAGGGGACCACGAGUGUGUGUACUGUUACCGUGUCAACCGGCGCUUGUUUCCAGUGCCAGUGGAUCUGGGUACCACUUGCCGCCUGUGUGGGAUAUCUCGAGACCAACAGGGCCCUGAGACUCUGGCGGAGCCCUCGCAAGUCAGGGUGAGCAUCCCACUAUCCAUUCUGGACCCACCACAUCAGUAUCGGAUUCAUAGACGGAAAAGCUUUGAUGCAUCUGACACUCUGGCUCUCCCUCAGCACUGUCUACUGGGCUGGGACAUCCUCCCUCCAAAGUCUGAGAAAAGCUCUGUACCCAAGAGUCUUGACCUCUGGUCCUCUGUGUCCUGUGAAGGAGCCCAGCGCCGACAUCUGUCAGCCACCAGCUCAUCCCUCCUGGGAGGGUCCAGGGUGUGUCCCAACCUUGGGGGGUGGUGUCCAGGUGGGACAGAUCCUAUCAAGAUGGGAGCUCAGGCCCUGACAAGGUGUCCCUCCAACUUUGGAACUCAUUGCUGCCUGCCCCAUUCUACUCAGGAAGGUGGCCCUCACUCCAAGGUGCAGGAGGAAUGGAGGCUAAUACUGGGCCCCACCUGUCCCUGAGUGACCGCCCAAUGUUUUCCCAUUCAUCUGUCCUCUAGUAACUCCCAACACCUCCGCAUUCACCCUCCAGGACUUUCCAGCACAGGUCCCACCCCCCAUCUGGUCAGAGCCUCGGGUUCCUCAGUUCCGUCCCUCCCACUAGAAGCCCUGCAGACGGACCACUCAGAAGGGAAACAGUAUUCUACCAGCACCAUCAGCCUCCCCCGAGGAGCCAGCACCUGAGAGACGGAAGCCCUCAUGAUGAGGCUGAAACCUGACAAGAUGGAAGCAGCUGUGCUGUCUCCUGGCCUGGGCGGAUGGGAGGGUCCAGGCCUGGCCCUGGCCCAUUUGCCUCCUGGGAGUAGAACUCCAAAGUGGAGGGGAAGAGAUACUGUGAGGACUAUGUAAAUAAAACUGAGGGCCCUAUGACUCCC